Molecule: messenger RNA, 615 nt
Organism: Cladocopium goreaui
Lineage: Eukaryota; Dinophyceae; Suessiales; Symbiodiniaceae
Source: the annotation of a GenBank genome assembly
GAAACCUUGAAGAAGGACAACGAGACCGCCGAGAAAGCUGCACCAGCUGAGUCGAAGCCUGAACCCUUGAAGAAGAAGGACAACAAGACCGCCGAGAAAGCUGCACCAGCUGAGUCGAAGCCUGCAGCUGUGGCUUUGCUGCUCAAGGGGGAACCCUUGAAGAAGAAGGACAACAAGACCGCCGAGAAAGCUGCACCAGCUGAGUCGAAGCCUGCAGCUGAAACUUUGAAGAAGGACAACAAGACCGCCGAGAAAGCUGCAGUUGCUGAGUCGAAGCCUGCAGCUGAAACUUUGAAGAAGGACAACAAGACCGCCGAGAAAGCUGCAGUUGCUGAUUCGAAGCCUGCAGCUGAACCCUUGAAGAAGAAGGACAACAAGACCGCCGAGAAAGCUGCACCAGCUGAGUCGAAGCCUGCAGCUGUGGCUUUGCUGCUCAAGGGGGAACCCUUGAAGAAGAAGGACAACAAGACCGCCGAGAAAGCUGCAGUUGCUGAGUCGAAGCCUGCAGCUGUGGCUUUGCUGCUCAAGGGGGAAACCUUGAAGAAGGACAACAAGACCGCCGAGAAAGCUGCAGUUGCUGAGUCGAAGCCUGCAGCUGUAUCUUUCCUGCUCUAG